Molecule: messenger RNA, 1551 nt
Organism: Fulvia fulva
Lineage: Eukaryota; Fungi; Ascomycota; Dothideomycetes; Mycosphaerellales; Mycosphaerellaceae
Exons: 1
Coding region: 1-1551 (516 amino acids)
Source: RefSeq, a predicted model, not a curated record
AUGACAAGAGCAGAGCGAGAGUUACGAGCGCGGGGUACAGUACACAGAGCAAUACCAGAGAUACUACGAUCAAGUCCACGAGCGAAACAUGGCAUAUCGCAAGCAGACCUCAUUGUCGAUCCGCAACCGGGGAUCAAGACACCUACUGGUCCUGCUGCUUCAGCCUUCCGCGACGACCUUGCGAUUCGCGUGAUCGGUAGAGACACUCUGCAAGUAGCUGCACAUCUUUCGGAACGACCGUAUGCAUCGAAACGAACGACGGAUGGCCGCAAAGCGUCAGACGAGCGUCCAAAUGUCACCAUACACAACAUGGCCUCGCUGACUCGACCCGGUGGAGCGUUCAUAACCGGAGGAAACAGCCAAGAAGAGUUCCUUUGUGCCCGUACGACCUUGUAUGCCUCAUUGUUUGACGACUUUUACGCACUGCCCGAUAUAGGCGGCAUAUUCACACCCGACGUUCUGGUGUUUCGAGAUUUUGAUGGAAUGGAACUCCCGAAACGUUCCAGGUACUUCAUCAAUGUCAUUUCUGCGGGUGUUUCACGGCAUCCGGAGAAUCGAGGUCGGUACGAUGGGCGGGAAGAGAGUUGUUCGUGUGGCGUGAGUUAUUGCGACCGGGAUCGUGACAUCAUGACCCGGAAAAUGAAAGCCGUGUUGCGAAUCGCGCAGUCAAAUGGUACAAGGCAACUCGUUCUGGGUGCCUGGGGAUGUGGUGGUCUGAAGCAUCCAGUGAAGGAAGUCGCGAAGUUAUGGCGAAAAGUGAUUGCGGGAAGUCCACGGCAGAGGCGGCCAAACGCAGAGCAAUGGGACGGCAUCGAUGAGGUGAUAUUCGCGAUCCCGGAUCCAACUCAUGCGAGAGAAUUCCGUCAUGUCUUUGACGAUAUCCUCGCCGACGACUUCGUCGCAACUUCUGGCUCUUCGACCGGUGGCGGCGUGGAAGCAGAUGACGCCGAGAUCCAGCGUCUGAUCGGGACCGCAAGCUCGUUGGAGUUGCAGAUCGAGACCGCGCAGAGCUCUUUCUUGAAGGGCAGGUUCAAAGACGAGCUUCGAGAAGUGAACCACCAAAUAGCUCUAGGCCGAGCUGCGAAAGCUGCCAAAGAAGAUGAUGUGACGACCGAAGAGGACGAGGACCUUGAGGACGACUAUGUUGUUACUGGAUUUCCCGGGUCGGAUGGUGAAGACAACAGCUUUUACCGCGUCGGUGGCACCGAGUCGGACUCAGAUUCAGAAGGCGCCGGCUCCGAGGUGUAUGAGUUCCGCUUUGGUGGGCCCACGGGUGAUUCGCAGACGUCCCAAGAUGAGCUCGAUGAGCUCGAAGAGGGCAUUGGGUGGGGUGGCUAUUCAUCUUCGCCAAAGUUCAACGCACAGACAGGAUGGUUCCAAGGAAGCAUCGAUCAGCUGAGUGCCCACGUUCUCGGCGGCAACAAGAUGGGCAGCGCGAGUCCGAGAAGCCCAGUACUCGCAGGGCUCGACUCGGAUGCCCCGAAGACUGACGUUGCUGUGGAUGGCUUCCUGGCGAGGUUUCGGCGAAGUGAUGUCGACGAUCAGAGCUGA